This is a messenger RNA of Dendroctonus ponderosae (mountain pine beetle), 2097 nucleotides long. RefSeq names its product protein 5NUC. The record is from RefSeq and is a predicted model, not a curated record. The transcript is spliced from 4 exons. Bases 264 to 2063 code for a protein of 599 amino acids. Lineage: Eukaryota; Metazoa; Arthropoda; Insecta; Coleoptera; Curculionidae. Gene Ontology annotation, cellular component: plasma membrane. Gene Ontology annotation, biological process: AMP catabolic process. Gene Ontology annotation, molecular function: metal ion binding; 5'-nucleotidase activity; nucleotide binding.
AGACCGAUUUUGCGAUCGUCGAGCAAGUUCAGUCACAAUCAGUAGUUCAAACGCGCUCUUGAACAACGCUCGAUGCCGCAUUCCGCGAAACCGGCUGAGUGCGAGACCCAAAAAUCCUAAAGGGAAGGAAGUGCUCAGCGCAAGUAGUCUCCACUUUACCGCAGGAUUUUUUGCCACUUAACAUGAAACUACCUCAUUUUUCGUAAAACCGCAAGAAUCCAAUAACGUGUUUCUCAUCAGUAUUGAUCCAAACGAAAGGAAGCAUGAGUGCAUCCAGAUGGCUCAGUUUCCUGCUAGCAGUGACUUUGAAUGUGAUUUUGGUCAGCUCAGCUCCACAUUUGAGGGCUGAUGACUUCAGUUUUGUGAUUUUACACAACAACGACAUGCAUGGACGAUUUGAAGAAACGGAACGUAACACUGGAAGUUGCCAGAAGGGCAAUAGGAAUAACACAUGUAUUGGUGGAAUGGCUCGAACUGCUCAUGUAAUUAGGGCAUAUAGACAAAGAGCUAAAGAAAGCGCUGGUCCUCCGGUACUCUAUCUUAACGCAGGAGACACAUUUGUGGGAACCACUUGGUUUAGCUUAUUUACCUGGAACAUAUCUUCCUCAUUUAUAAACCUGCUGAAACCAGAUGCUUUGAGUUUGGGAAACCACGAGUUUGACCUAACCGAAAAGGCCCUAGCUCCUUUCAUAAGCAAUCUGGACGCUCCCGUGCUAGCAGCCAACUUGAACUUCUCCCAAGAGCCCACUUUGGCUGGUAAAGUCAACGGUUCCACCAUCGUGCAAUUAUCAGGCAGACAAGUGGGGAUCAUCGGCUACCUCACCCCAGAGACCAUCAAGGUCUCCCAAGUGGGCAAAGUUACAUUCGAAGACGAAGUGCCAGCAGUACGAAGAGAAGCUGAAGCGCUUGCAGCUCAGGGCGUCAAUAUCAUCAUAGCGCUUGGACAUUCUGGAUACAACAUGGAUCAAACGAUUGCCAGGGAAGUGGAACUGGUGGAUAUAGUGGUGGGAGGCCAUACGAACACAUUCCUCUGGAAUGGCGCUCAGCCAGAUUCUGAGCUCAUCCAAGAUCUCUACCCGAAGGUGAUAACACAAGAAUCUGGAAAGCAAGUUCCAGUGGUCCAGGCCUAUGCCUACACGAAGUACUUGGGGGUUUUGAACUGUUCAUUUGACUCAAAUGGAGACCUCACUGCGUUUGCUGGGCAGCCACUGUUAAUGAGCACAAGCAUUCCUCAAGAAGCAGACCUGCUACAGUUGUUGGACGUCUAUAGGCCUGCCAUUGACGCCUUGAAUGAAGAAAUAAUCGGCUACUCAAGAGUGUUUCUUGAUGGAGACAACUGGAAUUGCAGACACCAAGAGUGCAAUCUUGGAAACCUUGUUGCUGAUGCCCUAGUGUCUUAUGCGACAUCAGAAUCCACUGAUAGAUGGAGUAGCGUGCCCAUUGGGCUGUACAAUGGAGGAGGCAUCAGAAACAGCAUCACUCCCCAGGGGGAAACUGGAGCAGUUUCUAGAGGAGAUCUUAUUGCGGUUCUUCCAUUCGGCAACCAAGUGGUCGAAUUGACUCUUAAAGGAUCAGAUCUACUGCAGGCUAUAGAGCAAAUGGUCAGAAGUCAAGGCGAGACUUCCUCUGGGGAGUUUCCGCAGGUCUCCGGUUUAAGACUAGUUGUGGACAUGAAUCGAGAGCCGUAUUCGCGAGUGCUUUCUCUCAAAGCCAGAUGCGGCAUCUGCGACGUUCCAGUAUACGAAACAGUCGUUUCGGAUCAGAAUUAUACGUUAGUAACUUCGAGUUUCCUGGCAGACGGCGGAGAUGGAAUUACGGUGCUCAGCGACAAGUAUUUGAACAAACGGGUCAUGGACUUGGGAGAUUUGGAUGCUACAGCCAAUUAUAUCACGAAAUACACUCCGAUCUACCCGGAAAUUCAAGGAAGGAUUCGGGUUCAAAAUAGUACUGUUGAGGACAAUGAUGAAGACAGUGGAAAUGCGGGUAGUAGAAUGGGAUCGAGCUGGAUGUUAUUGAUGUUGGUCUGUUUACUGUUACCAACAGUAUUUCAAAGAGAAGUCUAAAUGUAUUAAAUUUUAAUAUAUUUUUUUAAUAUUA